CAAGAGCAGAAGCAAGUCAUAAAUCACAAAACAAAAUCAUCAUACAUGGCAGAGGGGCAAGAGGUGAAGCUGUUGGGUUCAUGGGUCAGCCCAUUUGUCUAAUAGAGUAAAAAUGGGCUCUCAACCUCAAAAACAUCCAAUAUGAAUACUUAGAACAAGAUCUCGUCAACAAGAGCAAUCUCCUCCUCACUUGCAACCUGUCUUUAAAAGAGUCCCAGUCCUCAUUCACAACGAUAAGAUUAUCUGUGAGUCCAUUGUCAUCAUGGAGUACCUCGACGAGGUUUGGAAAAACAACCCUAUUUUGCCUGAGGACCCUUAUGAGAUUGCCAUGGUUCGUUUUUGGACUAAGUUUUGAAGAAAAGUUCACUGAAGUGGUAAGGAAAGUGCUGUUUCUUGAUGGAGAACAACAAGAGAAUGAAGUGAAGAAUGCAAAAGAAGCCCUAGAAAGCAUUGAAGGAGAGCUCAAGGGAAAGAAGUUCUUUGGAGGUGAAACCAUUGGUCUUUUAGACCUGGUCUUGGGUUUUAUGACCAUAUGGCUAAACAUAAUUGAAGAAGUUUCUCAUGUCAAAGUGUUUGACUCACUCAAGCACCCUUCUUUGAGCAAAUGGAUGGAGGACUUUCUAGAAUUGCCAUUGAUCAAAGAAUGCUCACCAAAUAGAGAUGAGUUGGUGCCAUAUUUUCACAAGAUAAGAGAGCAAAUGCUGGCUUUGGCUGCCAAGAAAUGAGUGUUUUGUUUAUGUAGUUUUCUAUCUGGACAGAAAUUAAUCACAGAAUUGGACACAAUCCUUUCAUAUUAAUGUGGAAUUCACAUCAUGUGAAAGGGUUGUCUCUGAUUUUGUGAUUGAUUUCUAUGUUGUUAGACUUUUUUUUUUUGUUUGUUUUUUUAUUAUGUUUGGAUCUUAAAUUUAGGAAGAGAAUUUUGUAAAGGGAAAGUGAAAGAAAUAAAGUUUCUUCUUAUUUAUUUUCCUUCUAUAAC
This is a messenger RNA of Camellia sinensis, 976 nucleotides long. RefSeq names its product putative glutathione S-transferase. Gene Ontology annotation, molecular function: glutathione transferase activity. The record is from RefSeq and is a predicted model, not a curated record. Gene Ontology annotation, cellular component: cytoplasm. NCBI's taxonomy places the organism in Eukaryota, Viridiplantae, Streptophyta, Magnoliopsida, Ericales, Theaceae. Gene Ontology annotation, biological process: glutathione metabolic process.